This is a messenger RNA of Pectinophora gossypiella (pink bollworm), 1271 nucleotides long. RefSeq lists its product as uncharacterized. NCBI's taxonomy places the organism in Eukaryota, Metazoa, Arthropoda, Insecta, Lepidoptera, Gelechiidae. The transcript is spliced from 2 exons. The coding region runs from base 1 to 1227 and encodes 408 amino acids. The record is from RefSeq and is a predicted model, not a curated record.
AUGAUCAAGAGGCAUACGAAAUCUGAACAAUGUGAUACCAAGCCGAAGGAUCGCGGGGAUAAUGUUAGAAAAGAAGAGAAGAUGAUGAAAUUUAUCAAAGUCGACAUGGAGACCCAGGUGAACCAGAAAAACUUUGGCGAUCGAGGCGAUUCGCCGGGCAAGAAAACCCAAAAAACCGAUAACAAGAAAAACGAUUUGGACGUACAUAAGAGUCAAAAUAUCGAUAAAUUGAAAAAGCGGUUCGGUUUAAAUAGAAAUACUGCCGAAGACAAUUUUAGAUCUGAGAGGAAUAUGAAAAAAACAAUUGAGAAAAUGAACAUGGAUAUAAAACCUUUGGAUAUUGACAAGAGGAGGAAGUUGGCUGAAAAAUACACGUUCCGGAAAGCUCACGAUUACUGCACGUUAGUUGUACGGAAAGAUAACAACAAAACUGAAAAAGGAGAUUAUAAGAAAAAUUUUAAGUUACCUCUUAAGUCCCAGGAUUUGGGAGUACCCCCGGUGCGGCUCGGAGAUCAAAACAUCAAAAACCUAGCAAGCAACACGGAAGCAGAAGAAAAGAGUCUACGAAUCGACUUCGGCACGUCGCCCGAUAGAAAAACCACAAAGUUCGAUAGGGAACUGAGACAUUCCGACAGAAAGCCGAUAAUUAAAACUUUAGUUUCAAAGGGCGACUGUAAGGUCUACAAAGCAGUCACUUUCGUCGAUAAGAAGACAAAAUCUACGCCACUGAGAAUAACUAUGCCGUCUUCGAAAACGCAGAGAGGCGACGGGUCUAGACUGAUAGGGACCGAAACCCCGGAUAGUACGCGCUCGAAAUAUAAAGUCGCGAGUACACCGGAAAAACCGGUAACGAACCGAAAAAACAAAAUAGUGAAACGCACGCGGAAGUCCUCGCCGGAGCUGUCAGUGCGGGAAAACGCCAAGCCGCCAUUAACGGAAGUAGCAAAAUGGGCGCCAUUGUCCGUUAACCCGCACACACAGCCGUAUUACGAAGCGUGGGUGAACAAAACGCCUGCAGCUAUGUCUAGAGACCCUGAAGAGGAAAAAUUCUACUUGGAACAGCAGGAUUUGUUACAAGCUCUCCAACAGAAGGCUAAGAACAAGACUCCAUCGCAGACGACACUGUCGUUAGUCGACGAGCACUAUACCGGUAAAAUAACUGUUUCACGUGAUAGGAAGCUCACCAGUCGCCCUUUUUUCAAAUUGACAAAUCCAGAACAUUUCUAAGUUGGAGAUUAUUCAAAGUGUUUUGUAUAAAAGACUCAUUAUUU